GGCCUGCUCAAGGUGCAGCCGCUGCGCAAGCAGGACAUGCAGGUUUCGUAUGCCCAAACAUUCGAUAUUGAGAAUGCCAACAACGGCUUCUAUGGCUCGCUGAUGAACUGCCUCGGUGUCGUGGCCGGCUCGCUGGGCCAGCUGCCGUGCUGCAUCUGCUGCCCCAACCCCUUCAAGGAGAUCAACCAGGGCUCCGUCGGCCUGGUUAGCCGCUAUGGACAGGUUCUUCGAGCUGUAGACCCUGGCCUAGUUCAAAUCAACCCUUGCAGCGAGACCUUGCGAACGGUGGACAUCAAGAUCCAGAUGUCCGUGAUUCCGAAGCAGACGGUCAUGACGCGCGACAACGUCAGCGUCGAGAUCGAGUCGAUCUGCUACUGGCACGUCGAGAACCCUUACCUCGCUGCGUACGGUAUCUCCGACGUGCGCCAGGCGCUCAUCGAGCGCGCCCAGGCGACGCUUCGCGACGUCGUCGGCGCACGCCCCCUGCAGUCCGUCGUCUCGGACCGUGAGGGUGUGGCAAUCCAGGUGGAGGAGAUUGUCGAGACAACCGCCAAGGCCUGGGGUGUGCGGGUUGAGAGCAUUCUGAUCAAAGACAUCAUCUUCUCGCGCGAGCUGCAGGAGUCGCUGUCCUCGGCGGCCACGCAGCGCCGCAUCGGAGAGUCCAAGGUCAUCGCCGCUCGCGCAGAGGUCGACGCUGCCAAGCUCAUGCGCCAGGCGGCCGACAUUCUUGCCUCGCCCGCGGCCAUGAACAUCCGCACGCUCGAGGCGUAUCAAGCCAUGGCCAAGUCGGCCAACUCCAAGGUCAUCUUCGUGCCCACGGACAUGGCGACGGGCGCCAACGCCGCGUCUGGCAGCAGCGCGCUGCAGAACACGGCCGUGCUGCAGCAGCUCGCCGACCAGGACUGAGCGGCUGAUGCGCCCUCAGCAGAUGCUUCACUCUCGAUGCGUCCCUCGCCAUUCCUCUGUCCCUUGCUCCUGCCUCGCUCGCUGUCUCGUGCCCACCGCUCUCGCAAGCCGCGCGCGUACCCGCGUGCGGCGCGCGGCGCGCUCGCCUACCCGUCCCGCAUCGAAUACC
Molecule: messenger RNA, 1075 nt
Organism: Tilletiopsis washingtonensis
Lineage: Eukaryota; Fungi; Basidiomycota; Exobasidiomycetes; Entylomatales
Exons: 10
Coding region: 37-906 (289 amino acids)
Cellular component (GO): plasma membrane
Source: RefSeq, a predicted model, not a curated record